GAGAUUUUUUGUUGCCGUUUCUUCAUGAUAUCUUGAAUUCUAAUUUUCCUCACUAUCUCGAUUGUAAACUGGGAGGAAUUUUGGUAACUGUUCGGUCUUUGGUAGUAAAUUGUCUUUUUUCCCCAUGUUUAUGUAUAUAUUGUGGCAACUGGGACAACUAUUUGUUCCUCUCAUUUCUUCCUCCUCUUUUGCCUUCCACUGAUGAUGUAGUUUUGUUACUUUUGUUUCUUGUGUGAACUAACGGGACAGGAGAAGAGGUGGAUAUGGCUUCUGCUAAAAAAUUUGCCAUGCUGAUGACGUUUUUUGCCUUGGCGUAUACACCAAUAAAUGCUUAUUCUACUGAGAAAGAUUUUGUGCGUUGUCAAAGUACUGUCAAGAAGUGGGCAGCUUCUUCUCUUGAUACAGUGGUCAAAGAAGACAAACACAGAUUGCGGGAUUUGCUGUUUUUCCUCCAUAUCCCCAGAACAGGCGGGCGCUCAUAUUUCCAUUGCUUUCUGAAAAAACUAUACACUAAUCUCGAAUGCCCCCGAUCAUAUGACAAACUACGGUUUGAUCCAAGCAAACCAAAUUGCAGAUUGAUGGUUACUCAUGAUGACUAUAGCAUGGUGUCCAAGCUUCCAAAGGAGAGAACUUCUGUGGUUACAAUACUGAGAAACCCAGUUGAUCGUGUCUUUAGCACAUAUGAAUUUUCGGUGGAGGUCGCAGCUAGGUUUCUGGUGCAUUCUAACCUAACUUCUGCAACCCAAAUGAUGGGACGUAUUCACUCAAAGAAAAAGGGAGUAAGCACUUUGGAUAUUUGGCCAUGGAAGUGUUUGGUUCCUUGGAUGAGGGAGGACCUUUUUGCGCGGAGAGAUGCUAGAAAACGUGGUGAUUUUGGUUCUAUUAGAGAAAGCAAUGAUCCAUUUGACAUGGAAAAUAUUGUUAUGCCUCUACGUGAAUUCAUCAAUGAUCCUGUAGCUCAUGACAUCAUUCACAAUGGAGCAACUUUCCAGGUAGCAGGACUUACAAACAACUCAUAUUUGUCGGAAGCAGAUGAAGUGCGGCACUGUGUAAGGAAGUAUGUGGAUCUUGGUGAAUACGUGCUUGAAGUUGCCAAGAAGAGGUUGGACAGUAUGUUAUACAUUGGACUCACCGAGGAUCACAGGGAAUCUGCCACAAUGUUUUCAAAUGUGGUUGGGGUCCAGGUGAUUUCCCAAUUGCAAUCAUUGAGCUCUGGUAUGGAACAAGCAGAAAAGAACAAAUCAGACACAAGCUCUUCAUUUCAAAACUACCAACCUGACAGUAACUAUCUUCAGAAUAGCAUCAAUGAUCAGAACGGGAGUGACAUUUCUGCUACUGAAAAUAUGGAAGAAACAGAUGAAAAUAAAAAUCAGAUGACAGUGGGAAAACUGAUGGAAACUUAUGAAGAGUGCACUUCUAGAUUACGGAAGGCCCAAUCUCGUCGACGGACCUUGUCUUUGAAGAAAAUUUCCCCGGCAUACUUUACAAAAGAGGCACGCCUUCAGGUUCCUGAAGUGGUACUCCAGCAGAUAUUGUCGCUGAACAACCUUGAUGUGGAGUUAUACAAGUAUGCACAAGACAUAUUUGAACAGCAAAGGAAGCAUCUUAUGCAGAAGUCAGUAGAAGUGGAGAAGCAAAUGAGCACUUUCAGCAGUUCAUAUGGGGCACCUCUUUGGAAGAUUUUAUCAUUAGGCAUGACAGUUCUCAUACUCCUUGUGCUUCUAUUUCUCCUUUCAAAUGCAAGAAGAAGAACUUUGAAAGUCAAAGUAUAAAUGUGAUCUAAAUACAUAGGGCAGGAAUGCAUAAAGCAAUUUUGCAGGAGAUGCAUAGAAGAAAAGUCUAUGGCUGAUUUCCAGCAAUAGGCAACAUGUCCAUCACCCACGACUUCAGGGGCAUUGAUAUCUCAACAUGGCUUGGCUAAAGAAAAAAACUGACCAAUUUCUGUAAAUAUGGCCAUCUGAUGAUUACAGAGGGGCAGAUGUCAUGCUCUGUGGGUAACUUUCACCACUUGCUGUGUUUUUGUCAUUUUUCAAGUGGCAAGUCUUUGUCACUCAAGAGUAAAUUAAUAGUUGCUGAUAGGGAGGCUUGACUGGGGGAAGAAAUUUCAAGUGACAGACCUUAAAUUAUUCCACCUGUGAGCUCCAUUUCUCCUUAGAGAACACUUUCCUUGGGGAAAGAAUGGAAAGGUUCCUUUUGCACCUAGCAAUGAGAAUUUGGGAUGGUUGAUUUCUUACUGAUGUUAAUUCAUUCACAAAAGGUGUGUAUGGGGGAGAUAGGUUGUCAUUGAUGAUAAAAUCUCAAAUUUCGGACUUGAUUGUAAUUUA
This is a messenger RNA of Telopea speciosissima, 2324 nucleotides long. Its product is annotated as protein-tyrosine sulfotransferase-like. The transcript is spliced from 12 exons. The coding region runs from base 264 to 1772 and encodes 502 amino acids. The record is from RefSeq and is a predicted model, not a curated record. Gene Ontology annotation, molecular function: heparan sulfate 6-sulfotransferase activity. Gene Ontology annotation, cellular component: membrane. NCBI's taxonomy places the organism in Eukaryota, Viridiplantae, Streptophyta, Magnoliopsida, Proteales, Proteaceae.